Messenger RNA from Trichoplusia ni (cabbage looper), 1205 nucleotides. RefSeq names its product endocuticle structural glycoprotein ABD-5-like (gene CPR49). The record is from RefSeq and is a predicted model, not a curated record. Bases 620 to 943 code for a protein of 107 amino acids. Gene Ontology annotation, molecular function: structural constituent of chitin-based larval cuticle. Gene Ontology annotation, cellular component: chitin-based extracellular matrix. The transcript is spliced from 3 exons. Lineage: Eukaryota; Metazoa; Arthropoda; Insecta; Lepidoptera; Noctuidae.
UUAGUCACAGUUUCAUUAUGGAUUUAUAGGGAGUUUAAUAUAAACUGAGGCUUAUGAUACUUUCAUCGUGAAAACUUUUUAAAUGUGCUACUCCUAACAUGUGUUAUAAUGUGUCUCUUUUUUAAUAAUACUUUUUGGAACAGAUCUUUUUUUUAUUUUUUAUUCCUAUAUACUUAGGGUGUUUUUUGCACAUGAAUUGUACGUAAAUAUGUGUAUAUCCUGUAAAUACAGAUAAAAUAAAUCUACAUAUAUUAUUUACACGGAUAUUAUUGUGUAGCAAUUGAAGAUUUUUUUAUUGAGGAAAAAAUCCGUAAACUGUAUAGUAAGAUGUGACAUUUAUCGUGCAACUUCUAAAAUAUGUCAAAAAUACACAUUUUGUUAGGACUCGAGACAAAUUUUGCAAGAUGUAACAGACGUUGUGUAAUAAUACCGCUAGACUACAGUUUGUAGGACGCAUCUGUUUUAUUAAAUUAACACCAUAUUACAUGCGAACGUGCGAGAUGGUGUUGUCAUCGGUAAAAGUUUUCAUUUAUAACGGCGGAGUCAGCUGAAAUCUGUACAGUUAGCAGCUGAUUUCAGUAGUCUACACCGACUUCGAGAUAUUCUACACUUUUUCAAAAUGAACAAGAUCAUGAUCGUUGCCCUUGCCAUGUUCGCCAUGGUGGCUGCCGCACCGCAAGACGCGCCUGCCGAUAACCCUGUCUACAUCCUGAAGCACGACUCAGAAAUCACCCCUGAAGGAUACUCGUUCGAUUUUGAGACUAGCGACGGUACAUCUCGCCAGGAGAAGGGAACUCUGAAACAGCUGAGCGAAGACCACCAAGCUCUUGAAGUGACCGGCAGCUACAAGUACGUUGGUACCGAUGGCCUGACCUACGCCGUCACCUUCGUCGCCGAUGAGCACGGCUUCCAACCCCAAGAGCACGUUGAACACCAACAGUAAUCAAUAACAUUUGACAAACAAUUCGACGCCAAAUAAGUCAAUGUUUGAAGUUUGUCACUUGGAUAUUUGAUCCAAUAUUUGUCUAGACUCGGAUAGUCUAGACAAAUAUUGGAUCAAAUAUUUGAAGUCUGUUGCACAAUAUCCAAAUUCCAGUAUGUGUAGGUUUUACUACAUUCACUGUUUAUUCACUGUUCUGUUUUUUGUCUUGUAUAUUUUUCUACUGCUUUGUUAUGAAUUUUUGUAAUAAAAUGUUAUUAUGAAA